Messenger RNA from Rotaria socialis, 831 nucleotides. NCBI's taxonomy places the organism in Eukaryota, Metazoa, Rotifera, Eurotatoria, Philodinida, Philodinidae. The record is from the annotation of a GenBank genome assembly.
AUGCUUACUCAACGCGGUAUAUUCAAUCGGCAGCCACAUCACCUACCAGACAUACAACACAUAAACAGAUUAUCAACUGACAAUAGAGCAACAAUGUCAAAAAACAAUCAAUUGUCAGUUCGCGGUGAAAAUGCAUCCGCUGAUCAUCGGCACCUACAUGAAAAGAGACGUUCCCAUUCACAACUUGGCAUUAGAGAAAAUGUACGAUCGGCUUCACAACAUACACCACAUCCAACAUUAACGGCUUAUUGUGCACAUUGUAAACUCCCAUUAUUAAUUGAUGUUACAACGCAAGACACAACAAAUAAAUCUCGUGUAUUGUCUUCACGUAGUAGUCAACGUGUAUGCAACGGCUGCAAUGAAGAAAAGCCCAGAAGUGCCCGUACUGCAUCAAGUCGUUUGUAUAAAUCAGCAUCUGUUGAUUGGACCAAUGUAGGUGAUAAAAUUGAAACAUGGUUCGAAACUGCACGUACACCAGAACAACGGGUUGUUUACAAGUUUUUGGAAAAAAUAAAUAAUCAUGAACAAGAAAAACAACCGGAAAGACCAGUUGUUUCACCAGAAGGAAAAGGUCUUGAUGAAAUCUUGACAAAUCUAAAAAAAUAUCGUGCUCGCUUUAAUUCAUCUAAUCCUCAAAAACGUUUUCAACGUUCAUUUGAAUCAACAAGUUGGCGUGUUAUGCGUCAUCCAUCGACGUCACCUGGACAAUAUAGCCGUUUUAAUCCUGUUUAUGGUGAUGAUGCUUCACGAGAUUUUCGUAUUGGGACAACUUUUGCAACAACAGAACCAAGAAUUGGUUCAACAUUUUUAUUACAUCCUGGUUGGGUUUAA